Messenger RNA from Leptosia nina, 672 nucleotides. Lineage: Eukaryota; Metazoa; Arthropoda; Insecta; Lepidoptera; Pieridae. The record is from the annotation of a GenBank genome assembly.
AUGAAGUCUUUGAAAGACAUUUUCUUUCUACUCCUCGCGAUCGUGUUUACACACGGCGUGUAUGUUGUAAAGGACGAAUGUCCUACCAAUGAGGAGUAUCUUCUAUGUGGCUCUUCUUGUCCUUUUAAUUGCUCUUCCCCACAAGGGCCGGUGGAUUGUAUCGACGACUGCGUGGAAGGAUGUUUCUGUAAAGCUGGCUUUUUGAGAAGUGAUAACGGGACAUGUGUUGAGGCGGAACAGUGUCUCGAUGGAAAUACAUCAUGCGGUGAAAAUGAGGAAUUCCUUCAGUGUGGAUGUGAUGCCACCUGUUCCACUCCAGAACCUGGGGAUUGUGGGUGUUCUGUGGGGUGUUUCUGUAAAGCUGGCUACGUGAGGGACGAGGCGAUAAAGAAAUGUGUUAGACUGGAUAAUUGUACUGCGGAACAGUGCUUCAAUGAAAACGAAGUGUUUGAUAUAUGCAGUGCAGCGUGUGAACCGACUUGCGAUGAUCCAGAACCUUUUUGCGCUAAAAUCUGCACCUCAGGCUGCGUAUGCGCAAGUGGCUUACUUCGAGAUUUAAACGGUACUUGUGUGAGCGUAGAUAAAUGUCCUAGGACGAAUGGGACCAUACCGGGACCUCUAGGAAAGUACUUUGAUACUAUUAGCAAAAUUUUACAUUUGUCUAUAGUUUAA